AAGCAUUCCAUUCUCUCAUUAAAUACUCUACCAACCUUGUAAAUCUCACUUCCAUAAGCCAUGUGCUCCUUUUCAACAUAGAUACUCAAAGUGAAAGUCUUUCCUAUAACUUGAGUAGUGGUGUCAGGCAGAGAGAAUGAGAUAGAAAGCAAGUACGGGAGUGAUGAACAUGAAGAGUGACAGAGAGAUCAAGCUGAAGAGCGACAGAGAAGUCAAGAUGAAAAGCGAUGGAGAGGUCGCAAUGAAGAGCCACAGAGAAAGUGAUAACGAGCACGAGAUGGAAGAAGCAGAAAGUACAACAAAAUAUGGGACGAGUACCGAGAGAGCGGAUGAGGUACGUGGGCUUUUGACAAGGAAGGACAAGAGAGACAAAGAGAUGUCAGCGAACCAAAUCUGGGUGUUUGUCUCAUGACUAUAUAUCUCUUGCUUUUGAGUUUCUGAAGGUAUUCUAUUUUUGCUUAGAUUACCUUGGAAAAUAAUGCUAAUGAGAACAGGUAACUACUGUAUUUUUAUAUAAGCACUGAAAUGGAAGAAGAGGCAUGUAAUGGAGGAUUCUGGGAUGAAACCAUCUACGUUUCUAACCGGUUUGGUUGAGGUAAAAUUAUAUUUUAGAGACAGAAUGAGCCUCAAUACAAGUGAGAAUUUAGAUCUCCAUACAAACUCUCAGUUGCGAUGAUACUUUUCCUGCAUUUACUCAAGUUUUGGAAGAAUUUGAUAUGCCUAUCAAGACAAAGUUAUUCAUCAGUUAUGCUUUGUCUGUACGUUUCUAACUUGCUGCAAUCAUGGAAAAUAAAGCUCAAGAACUCAUUAACCAACGCCUGAUCAUCAUUCCACACAUGAGCCAUAUACACAAGAACAUAUUUGGCAGGGGAGAUCAAGGAGAUGUGUUUUUGGUAGUUUUCUCUAGAUCACAUAUAUGCAACGCACCAAGAGCUAUAGGUCACAACUAUACACUACAAUAUCCUUCAUAAAACAAAUGAGGCACCAAGGU
Eruca vesicaria subsp. sativa (arugula) is the source of this 991-nucleotide messenger RNA. The record is from the annotation of a GenBank genome assembly. NCBI's taxonomy places the organism in Eukaryota, Viridiplantae, Streptophyta, Magnoliopsida, Brassicales, Brassicaceae.